ACAUUUAUAAAUAAAUUCAUUUUUUUCGAUAAUUUCCAAAUUUUUUUUUUACCUUUUUAUUUUUUUUUGGCUUAAACAAAUAAAACAAACACAGUGCGAGGAAUGAUAGAAGAGAGGUCGACGCUCGAUCUCCUCCAAGACGACUCGUUUCGCUCCCCGCUGCGAGAUUGCUCCGUCGCCGCUGAGUUCGCGCGCAUCGGUUUUUAUUUGGAUCUAGGAGGAAUCGGAAUCGGAAUCGGCGAUCGGAUCUGAGGGCGGUGGUGAAGCGAAGCGAUGCCGUCUCAUUCGGAUCUGGACCGUCAGAUCGAGCAUCUGAUGGAGUGCAAGACGUUGCCGGAGGCGGAGGUGAAGACGCUGUGCGAGCAGGCGAAGGCGAUCCUGGUGGAGGAGUGGAACGUGCAGCCGGUGAAGUGCCCCGUCACGGUGUGCGGAGAUAUACACGGCCAGUUCUACGACCUCAUUGAGCUUUUUAGGAUAGGAGGGAACGCUCCCGAUACUAAUUACCUUUUUAUGGGUGAUUAUGUAGAUCGUGGGUACUAUUCUGUGGAGACUGUCACGCUUCUGGUCGCCCUGAAAGUCCGUUAUAGAGAUAGAAUUACAAUCCUCAGAGGAAAUCACGAGAGCCGGCAAAUUACUCAAGUGUAUGGUUUUUAUGACGAAUGCUUGAGAAAGUAUGGGAAUGCCAAUGUCUGGAAGUUCUUUACCGAUUUAUUUGAUUAUCUUCCCCUGACAGCCCUCAUUGAGAGUCAGGUCUUCUGUUUGCAUGGGGGUCUUUCACCAUCUUUGGAAACAUUGGACAAUAUCCGAGCUUUGGACCGUAUACAGGAGGUUCCACAUGAAGGACCAAUGUGUGAUCUUUUGUGGUCUGAUCCAGAUGACCGCUGUGGGUGGGGAAUAUCUCCGCGGGGUGCUGGUUAUACAUUCGGGCAGGAUAUAGCUGCUCAGUUUAACCAUACCAAUGGACUGAGUCUGAUUUCAAGAGCUCAUCAGCUUGUCAUGGAAGGAUACAAUUGGUGCCAGGAGAAGAAUGUGGUGACUGUUUUCAGCGCUCCAAACUAUUGUUAUCGGUGUGGGAACAUGGCUGCAAUUUUGGAAAUUGGCGAGAACAUGGACCAGAAUUUUCUGCAGUUCGACCCAGCCCCUCGUCAAAUUGAGCCGGACAACACACGCAAGACUCCCGAUUAUUUUUUGUAAUUUCAAUAUCUUACGGGCUGUUUGUAAUCCAUGUUUUCUGUAGAUGUGUCGUUAAAAGGAGUUGUGUUGUUUAAGUUGAGGGUUAUGGUCAACAUGAUUCUUUUGUUUGGUGUUUUUAGCCCCUGCUGCUGCUUUGUUGAUUUUCCGAAGAAACUCAUUAGGAGAACUGACAACGGUCACCAAUGGCCUGUGGCUCUUGUCUUGUAUAUUUUUCGGAGGAAACGUCAAUAACAUGGUAUAUCUUGUUCUGUAA
Messenger RNA from Pyrus x bretschneideri (Chinese white pear), 1447 nucleotides. RefSeq names its product serine/threonine-protein phosphatase PP2A catalytic subunit. Gene Ontology annotation, biological process: mitotic cell cycle; peptidyl-serine dephosphorylation. The transcript is spliced from 6 exons. Gene Ontology annotation, molecular function: protein serine/threonine phosphatase activity. Gene Ontology annotation, cellular component: cytoplasm. NCBI's taxonomy places the organism in Eukaryota, Viridiplantae, Streptophyta, Magnoliopsida, Rosales, Rosaceae. The coding region runs from base 274 to 1194 and encodes 306 amino acids. The record is from RefSeq and is a predicted model, not a curated record.